UAUCUACCAUGUCUACCAUAUCUACCAUAACAUGCGGGCGUAGUUUGAAGGCUAUCGGCAACAACAUGUAUUAUUGGAGCUACCUAGCAUCGCGUUUGUUCGGCGUCACAACUUUCUUGCCUCCUCCACACUCCUGCUCUGCUCUGUCGUCUCAACCAUGGCGAUGGGAUGUGAAGCCACAGUUGAAACUGCCUUUGAGGAGGAAGACAAUUUUGGACCGCAGCCUCUCUGCAGGCUUGAGCAAUGUGGAAUAGGUGCAAGUGACAUCAAGAAACUGGUGGACGCAGGUUACCACACCAUCGAGGCAGUGGCCUAUGCCCCGAAGAAGGAGCUGCUUAACAUUAAAGGCAUCAGUGAAGCAAAAGCUGAUAAACUCAUUACUGAAUCUGCCAAGCUUGUGCCUAUGGGCUUUACGACAGCUACUGAAUUUCACCAGAGGAGAGCAGAAAUCAUUCAAAUCUCGACAGGUUCCAAGGAAUUGGACAAACUCCUACAUGGUGGGAUUGAGACCGGUUCCAUCACAGAGAUGUUUGGGGAGUUUCGGACUGGGAAGACACAGCUGUGCCAUACGCUUGCUGUCACAUGUCAGCUUCCAAUGGAUCAGGGGGGUGGCGAAGGUAAAGCCAUGUACAUUGACACAGAGGGAACCUUCAGACCAGAGAGACUCCUGACUGUAGCCGAAAGGUAUGGGCUGGUUGGCAGUGAUGUGCUGGACAACGUGGCCUAUGCUCGAGCUUUCAACACAGAUCAUCAGACGCAGUUGCUGUACCAGGCAUCUGCCAUGAUGGUUGAAUCCAGAUAUGCCCUGCUGAUAGUGGACAGUGCCACAGCUUUGUAUAGAACUGACUACUCAGGCCGAGGUGAGCUGUCAGCCAGACAAGGACAUUUGGGACGCUUCCUUCGCAUGCUACUCAGGCUGGCUGAUGAGUUUGGCGUAGCAGUGGUAAUAACCAACCAAGUGGUUGCACAGGUGGAUGGUGCUGCCAUGUUCUCCACUGAUCCAAAGAAACCAAUUGGCGGCCACAUUCUAGCUCAUGCAUCCACUACACGCCUAUAUCUGAGAAAAGGCAGAGGAGAAACGAGGAUCUGUAAAAUCUACGACUCACCUUGCCUGCCAGAGGAGGAAGCCAUGUUUGCCAUUAACGCUGAUGGUGUGGGAGAUGCCAAAGACUAAGGAAACUGUGCAGCAGACAGUGUGCAAUUUUCUAAUGACAUCUUAAAAGCUCCAUGAUUUGGACAGCUCUUACUGUGAGGAAAUAAAAACCUGUUCAAAAUGGUUCAAGCUUGACUGAGUCAAAGAUUCCAUCUUUAGAUGUGUAGCAACAACAAGGUGAUCAAAAUAUAUAAGAACACCUGAAAAUUUGGAUUUCAACACGAGACUAGAUCAGUCCAGAUGAAACAUUCUUAUAGCUCUGAUUUUUGCAUGUAUAUAUACUCCAUAUAUUUAAGUUGCAGUUUAUAAAAAAAUUAAUUUGAAAUUGAACGUAUGUCUGUGUGUAAGAAGUGUCUGCUUUGUGAUUGGCUUUAAGCAGGGAUACCAAGCCAUGGACUGCGUGUGAUACAGAGUGUAGUCAUGGUUCUGCCUGUCAAGCGAGUUUUAGUUCAUUCACAGACCCCGUCUUCAAAUGGUAGACUGCAGUUUUUAAAAGUGAAAGGACAGAAUAUUAUCUUGUUAUAUACCUGGUAGUGUAUGAUGAAAGAAGUGUCAAAGGCAUAACGGUCAGCCGUUAUGCCUUUGACAAUUUUUUCCAUUUCAUAUCAAGAAAAAAUAUUCAGAAUACGAAAGAUACGGUGUACUGGAAAAGAUACGUAAUUCCCGCUUGCAGAAAAUUUUAGAAAGUCGCGCCAUAAAUGCGCCUUUACUGUCCUUGCGAAGACGUCGGUGCCCAGUCUAAGCUAGACUGUGUGUUUUACUGUGUUCACUGAGCUGUUCCUAACAUCUGCGCCUUGCAGGGUGAAAUUAAAAAUCAGUCCUGUCCUCAAUGACACAUUCACAGCAAUGUAAAUCCACGAUUAUAAUUAGCUACUAAUACAGCAGUAACACCUAUAUAAACAGCGCGCAUUAGCUAGCGUCUCCACAUCAUCCAAACAACAUGCCUUAAGUGCCUGAUGACAAGUAAAACACAACAAACAAUAUAAAACAUGGUAUACAGUUAUAUAUAGGCUGCGUGUGUGUAAUGAGUUCUUUGCAUGGAUGCUGAAGCACUACCUGCUCUAAACUAAUUGCGCCAAAAUAAAAGCAUGGCUGACGAUGUCUUCGUCAAAAGAGCGCAAGUCUCCUCAAAUUCAUUCUUCAAUUUAUUAUUAUUUUUUUAAGUUCUAUUAUCUGCUUCCUAACAGGUAUUAACGGCAAUGUUUAGACAUCUUUAAUGUUUCAAAUGUAUUUGGCUCCUGUUUCAAUCUGAGUACAAUCGUAAGAAAAAAUUGAAUGUUGUGUUUUUAAUAGCACUUGGAACAAAUUAGGCUAAUUUACAUGUAAAACACGGUUCAUGAUAUGAAAGCCACUCCGGAACGAAUUCAUUUUGUGUCUUGAGGUACCACUGUACAAGAAAUUCACUGACUAUACUACAGAAAAGAGCCAGAAGAAUAAUACAUCAUGCAAAUACAUUAUUUCAUUUUCAAACAGCUCCGCUCACGUACUGUGCAAGGCAAUAAUCAGAAAUUGAUAUUUAAAAGAAGGCUGUUUUAGUUUUGAGGAGGGAGUUCUAUUUACAGCAUCAGAGGCUACGUUGACAAGUUUUUGUGUUUGUUAGGUUCGAUGUGGGACCUUACGAAGCGCUCUAAAACACGCUUUUCACCGGGAAGUGGGUUAGGUUUAACGGGUGUUUUGACAAAUGAUCCAUGUACAGUAUCUUGGCCAGUUAUUUUUUUAUUUGGUGUUUAUUUUUCAUCUUUACUUAUGUAUAUGGUUAUUUACUUUGUCUUUUCUAAAUAUGGGAUGAGUAUAAUGACGGACUGAUUGUUC
Corythoichthys intestinalis (scribbled pipefish) is the source of this 2965-nucleotide messenger RNA. It is a transcript of the gene rad51, whose product is annotated as RAD51 recombinase. Gene Ontology annotation, biological process: chromosome organization involved in meiotic cell cycle; mitotic recombination-dependent replication fork processing; mitotic recombination. The coding region runs from base 158 to 1174 and encodes 338 amino acids. Lineage: Eukaryota; Metazoa; Chordata; Actinopteri; Syngnathiformes; Syngnathidae. Gene Ontology annotation, cellular component: condensed nuclear chromosome. The transcript is spliced from 10 exons. The record is from RefSeq and is a predicted model, not a curated record. Gene Ontology annotation, molecular function: ATP-dependent DNA damage sensor activity; DNA strand exchange activity; double-stranded DNA binding.